Colletotrichum karsti is the source of this 1014-nucleotide messenger RNA. RefSeq lists its product as uncharacterized. The transcript has 3 exons. The coding region runs from base 1 to 1014 and encodes 337 amino acids. Lineage: Eukaryota; Fungi; Ascomycota; Sordariomycetes; Glomerellales; Glomerellaceae. The record is from RefSeq and is a predicted model, not a curated record.
AUGGAGAAGAGCCUCCUGUCGAGACAAAGAAGUGACGAUACUGUCUCGACGACGGACAGUGAAGUAUCAUUGACCCCGCCGCCCUACUCGGGUCCUUCGGAGACGAACAUCUCAAACCGCGCCUGGGACGCUCAAGAGCCGCCGUUCUACCCUGGUCUACCCAGACUCGACUACAAGCUGUACUCACCACCUCAAUCCAGCCUCUCGGCGGACUGCACCGCUCUCUCGUGCAAGUCGAGGAAUCUUUCGACAAACGCCGACGCACUGGUCUCGUUCAUCAGAACGCAGGCGAGCAUCCCGCCAAAGCCUGUUAUACAUAUCAAGGGCACUCGCGGACGUAAGACCGACUUUGACAUUAAGCUCAAUCUCAUGGGGUUGCUCGUGCCGGACGAGACAAACAAGCGGAUGCAAUACCUUCGAUGCGUCGGGGAGGGCGAGGUGGCCUACCGUGGAGGCACCAAAGCAGAUGUCAUUCCCGAGGUUGGCGACAGAGAGCUCGAGGAGUGGUGUCGUCGUUUCGUGGAAGAUCCGGCCCAAGUCAAGACCUUCUCACUCGACCGAGUGGUAGCAAACAUGGAUACGAUGUGGAUUGAAGGUCAGCUACGUGCCCUUCUCGCGGCAACUCAAUACAAGGGAGCGCUCCAUGUCUCGUUCCCCGUGGCACACGCCAAAGUGGUGGUGCAGAACCAGCCCAAGACGAAUAAAUUCAUGACAGGCAUGAAGAAAUUAUUCUCUGGCAAGCACAAAUACGAGGUGGUGCAGUCUGUCUGGCCCUUUGCGUCGGCCAAAAACGGCGAGGAAGCGAGGAGAUGUGCAGUGCAGAACGAGGAGGUCUGGUGGCGGGAAUGGCGGGACCCCAUCAGAUACGCGAUCUCGCAGAAGAGACAAAACGGGGCGUACGUGACAAACGAGGAUAAAUUAGAGGCCUUGAUGGAGGGCAAAGGUCAGGACUCAAUUGAUUGGGGCGGCCUUGAUGCGAUGGACAUGCCCGAGGGGGCGGAAUUGGAGGGGUAA